AUGAACAAACAGCCGACGUCUGAGGAUAUAUUUGGCUGCCAAGCUGCAUUGUAUGAAUGGGCUGAAAGCUAUGAUUCUAAAGACUGGGAUCGUUUAGCCAACUGCGUUGCGCCGGUUCUGCGCGUUGACUAUCGAGCUUUUCUGAACCAGCUCUGGGAGGCAAUGCCUGCAGCUGAAUUUGUCUCCAUGGUCUCCAGUCCACACUUUUUGGGCAAUCAGCGACUCAAAACCCAGCACUUUGUCGGCGGCGCCUCCAAAUGGGUUCAACUGAAUGACAGCGAAAUCGCAGGUUAUCACCAGAUGCGUGUGGCUCAUCAAAAGUAUGCAGACGAUGCGCUGACGGAAGUGGCUCUCAAGGGGCAUGGACACGGCAAAGCUACUAUCUGGUAUCGAAAGGUAGAUGGAGUGUGGAAAUUUGCUGGGCUCGAGCCGGGUGACCGCUGGGGCGAGUUUGAUUACGACAAGAUAUUUCAUCCAGAAUAG
Talaromyces marneffei is the source of this 483-nucleotide messenger RNA. RefSeq lists its product as uncharacterized. The record is from RefSeq and is a predicted model, not a curated record. The transcript has 3 exons. Gene Ontology annotation, biological process: melanin metabolic process. The coding region runs from base 1 to 483 and encodes 160 amino acids. Lineage: Eukaryota; Fungi; Ascomycota; Eurotiomycetes; Eurotiales; Trichocomaceae. Gene Ontology annotation, molecular function: scytalone dehydratase activity.